UCUCCUCAACCAGACACGCAGGCCCGUACAUAAUCCAUCACACGUGCGGGCUCCCACCCAUCCCCCACACGUGCGCGCGAACCGAGAGCCCGGCCGCCUCUCCCGGGUCCCGGCCCAUCCCAACCGUCCGAUCCCCGGCCGAUGGCGGCGGACGGCCAGGAUCCCCCGCUGGCGGACGCCGCCGCCGCCGCCUCCGGCGACGACGACGCCGCGGCGGCGGACGCGCUCCUGAGCCCGGCCUCGGAGCAGCUGACGCUGCUGUACCAGGGGGAGGUCUACGUCUUCGACCCCGUCCCGCCCCAAAAGGUUCAAGCUGCUCUGUUGGUGCUUGGAGGGUGUGAGGUGCCUCCUGGUUUAGUAAGCAUGGCUGGGCCUACUGCAUAUGGUGAAAAGAGUACAACUGUGGCUGCCAAAAGGGUUGCUUCCUUAAUGAGGUUCCGUGAGAAGAGGAAGGAAAGAUGUUUUGAUAAGAAAAUAAGAUACGGAGUGCGCAAGGAAGUUGCCCAAAAGAUGAAACGGCGUAAAGGACAGUUUGCUGGAAGGGCGGAUUUUGGUGAUGCUGCAAGUUCUUCUGCAGCUUGUGUCUCUGCAGCCGAUGGCGAGGAUGAUCAUUUCCGAGAAUCCCAUUGUCAAAAUUGUGGCGUCAACUCAAGGCUUACUCCAGCAAUGCGUCGGGGGCCGGCUGGCCCAAGGACCCUCUGUAAUGCUUGUGGCUUGAUGUGGGCAAAUAAGGGUACUCUGAGAAGUCCUUUGAAUGCCCCCAAAAUGACGGUGCAGCAUCCCGCCAAUCUGAGUAAAAUGGAGAGUGUGGAUGAUGACAAAGCAAUUGUUUGUGCUGAGCCUAAUCAUACCACGGUCAAAAUGGACUCUGGGAUGAGUCCGGAACAAGAACAGAAACCAGAACUGCGCCCAGCGACCGAAGGCGACAGCAUGGCUGAUUCAUGACAAGUGUAUAUAAAUUGAGACAUAGGUUUUUGUCAGAUAUUUCCUGACUUUAGAAAUGAUGUAUAAGGCAACAAAACUAACAAAAGCAUGCAUCGACAUGCCACAUUUAUCCCCUCCAUGUAUUUAUAUUACAUUACAAAUUGUAUACCCAACAGUUCUGCAAUGCAGAGAAUUCAGCAAUGCAAUGCAAUCCAUCACAUCAUCAUCA
Messenger RNA from Aegilops tauschii subsp. strangulata, 1153 nucleotides. Its product is annotated as GATA transcription factor 19. NCBI's taxonomy places the organism in Eukaryota, Viridiplantae, Streptophyta, Magnoliopsida, Poales, Poaceae. The record is from RefSeq and is a predicted model, not a curated record. Gene Ontology annotation, molecular function: protein binding; sequence-specific DNA binding; zinc ion binding. Gene Ontology annotation, biological process: regulation of DNA-templated transcription.